Molecule: messenger RNA, 930 nt
Organism: Penicillium soppii
Lineage: Eukaryota; Fungi; Ascomycota; Eurotiomycetes; Eurotiales; Aspergillaceae
Product: cysteine and histidine-rich domain-containing protein
Exons: 3
Coding region: 1-930 (309 amino acids)
Source: RefSeq, a predicted model, not a curated record
AUGGCAGGAAAGUGCGUCCACAAGGCGUGUGGCAAGACCUUCACCGAUCCCGAAGAAGAAUGCGUAUACCAUCCAGGUCCUCCAGUGUUCCACGAGGGGCAGAAAGGCUGGAAAUGCUGCAAGCCCCGCGUUCUGACCUUUGAGGAAUUUCUCAAUAUCCCACCAUGCACAGUCGGCAAGCACUCCACCGUAGACGAUACACCUGCGCCUGAGCCCACCAAGACUGAAGAAGCUCCCCCUCCCCCGGUCGAGAAGAAAAACGAGCGCCCGCCCAUAACCGCCUCCCCCGCCAUUACCACCUCCGAGCCUCCCGCAAAGCCUGUCAUCGAGGAGCCUGAGUCGGAUGAUCCUGAUUUGGAGAUCCCGCCUAACGCGACCUGCCGUCGGAGGGGUUGCGGUGCGACUUACACCGGGUCAACUGCUCGCGAUGAAGAGAAGUGCGUCCACCACCCCGGUCAGCCAAUCUUCCAUGAAGGCAGCAAGGGGUGGUCAUGCUGCAAGCGCCGUGUGCUUGAGUUCGACGAGUUCCUGAGAAUCCCCGGGUGCACAGAGAAGACGAGACACAUGUUCGUGGGCAAGGCCAAGCCCGCAGGUGAAGAGAAGGUGGACACAGUCAAAAAUGAUUUCUACCAGACUCCCACCGUGGUCAACGUCUCCCUCUACUUCAAGAAGAUCGACCAGAAACGCGCCACUGUCAAGUUCACUGCCGACACGAUUGUCUUUGACCUUCCUACGACAGAUAACAAGCGGUACCAGGAUACAUACUCUCUCUUUGCGAAGAUCGAUCCCGAGCAGUCGACUUUCAAAGUGAAAGGCACCAAGCUCGACCUGCAGCUGGUCAAGGCCGACGGUACCAGCUGGCCAGUCCUGCGCAGCGAUGACAAGUGGACUGGGCAGCGUAUCCAGAUUGGAAAUGCUGGACACGCAUGA